AUGAGAAACUGUUACGUUUAUCAGUGUGAUCGGCAGCACAAGAACGAUUCAAAGCGAACGAUGUUUAACGUUCCCAAGGAUCCUAAAAAGUUUGAAGAAUGGCGCCUGGCACUUCCCAAACACCGGCCCUUGCGCCCACACGAUCGGGUGUGUGAAAAACACUUCAAACCCACGGACAUACAGCGCGCUUGGACGUAUCACAUCGAGGGCAAAACGAAAAAACUGUUGCGAAUGAUACCGGUGCUCCUACCGGACGCUAUUCCCAGUAUCUUUAAUGUGGUGAAACCGGACGCUGGUACGGUUGCUACCGGCAAAAAGCGCAGAAAGAAAUCACCAGAACGUUCAGAAGAAGAGAAUGUCAUCGUGGUUGUGGAAAGUACGAGCCAACCAGUGGAGGAGCCGGUCGAUCGGGAACAGUCGAUGGUUAUUUUCAUAGAGGAGAGUGAAUCGAUGGAUGUAAACAAACCGGAUGUGGUAACGCCGAGUGAGAAUGGAGCGGUGGAGUCACUAGGCACGGAAAUGGAUGGCGGAGAAAAAGAAACCAUUUUCGAGGAACUGUACGAUAACAUCUUUGAGGUGGAACUACCAUCCACGCUUUGGGGUGUACACCGUGAGCCAGACAGAGCGUAUGUAGCGUUCAGUCGAUUUGGAUGGUGUCAGAGGGAUGGGAACAUGAGUAGAUCGGUAUCCCUGUUGAUUGAUAGUGCUUUGGAAGUUCGGGCCUGGUACGAUGGGACGCUAGUGUUUAGGAAGGAUCUUACAACUCAGCUGGCAUCAUCUCGGUCCGAUGAGAAUGAACACCCGGUACGACUGAACAUGAUCAUAGUGAAGUUACUAGAUAAUUUAGAGCAAUACACUGCCAAGGAAGAAUUGGUUGAUGUGGAGAAAGUUAGAGAAGGAUUAGAAGAUUGUUUAACAAGCGAUUCUAUUAAGGAAAGUAGCAUAAACGAUAGAGCCAGUAGUGAGGGAUUGGUUUCGACCAAAGACCUAGCAUAA
Molecule: messenger RNA, 996 nt
Organism: Anopheles maculipalpis
Lineage: Eukaryota; Metazoa; Arthropoda; Insecta; Diptera; Culicidae
Exons: 2
Coding region: 1-996 (331 amino acids)
Molecular function (GO): sequence-specific DNA binding
Source: RefSeq, a predicted model, not a curated record